This is a messenger RNA of Pieris macdunnoughi, 3459 nucleotides long. NCBI's taxonomy places the organism in Eukaryota, Metazoa, Arthropoda, Insecta, Lepidoptera, Pieridae. The record is from the annotation of a GenBank genome assembly.
AUGCCAAACAUGAAUAAUGCCUCCGUCACCAACGAAGAAUAUGAAGUGAUAGGUGAAGCCCACUGGCAGAUUUUGGAAGGAUCUGAUGACCAGGCAAUCAGGAUAUAUGGCUACAAAUAUUCAAGAUUCCGAUCAACAAUUUUUCGUGCAAUAUGUAUAUCACUCUGUGGGCUUCCAUAUUUUGCUCUAGCAUACUCUCCCGCUUACAACCGCUACAAAUAUAUCAAAUGCAGCUUGAAAAAUGCAGAACACAUUUGUGUCAUGGACAGCGAAGGCACCUUUACAAUAGUAAAUGUGGAUAUAAUAGACCUGAAUCUGUUGAACCAUAGAGACAAUUCUCUUCGUUUUUUUAUAUACCAACACAGCCGAUACAUCUGGCUGAAUGAUCAAGGAGCAUUUAUUAAUGUACAGGCACUGAACGAAAAACUAACAUUGAAUAUAUUGAUGGAAAAUAUAUCUGGGAUAAAUAAAAGACAACAGAAUGAGCUAAUCAAACUUUAUGGAAAGAAUUCGGUAGAGGUGGAAGUGAAAAGGUAUUGGACAAUAUUUUGCAGUGAAGUGUUCAAUCCGUUCUAUUUGUUUCAAAUAUUCUCGAUAAUUCUCUGGUCUUUGGAUGAAUACUACCAGUAUGCAACAUGUGUGUUCAUACUGUCGGCAAUAUCCUGUAUGCUGGCCCUCUACGAAACCAAACAGAUGAGUGUGAAAAUCCACAAUAUGGCGGGUUCAACCUGCACAUUUACGGUGAGCGUUUUACGUCCGUCGCGUACGGGACGUGAGGAGUGUGUGGUGAACGCGAGUCGUCUCGUACCCGGUGACGUGCUCGUGCUACCCCCUGAUGGGUGUGUCAUGCCCUGUGAUGCUAUGCUCCUGACGGGAUCCUGUAUUGUCAAUGAGAGCAUGCUUACUGGCGAAAGUGUACCGGUAAUGAAGGGUCCGCCUUGUCCAAACGCUGAAGUAUACUCCACAGAGAAUCACAAGAGACACACCCUCUUCGCAGGCACACAUGUCAUACAAACGAGAUUUUAUGGAAAUAAUCAGGUAUUAGCGAAAGUGGUGCGCACUGGAUUUUACACAGCGAAAGGGGAAAUGAUCAAAAGUAUAUUGUUCCCGAAGCAAUUUGACUUCCAAUUCUACAAAGAUGCGGUGAAAUUCGUUAUUUUUAUGUUCUGUAUCGCCGCUAUGGGAAUGGUUUAUUCGAUUUGGCUGUAUAUGCAAAGGGGGAGUUCAUUGGGUACAAUAAUACUUCGGACGCUGGAUAUAAUAACAAUAGUAGUCCCCCCGGCGUUGCCUGCUGCUAUGACGGCGGGUAUCGUGUACAGUCAGCAGCGAUUGAAGAAGAAUAAAAUAUUCUGUGUGUCACCGCCUAAAAUUAUUAUCUGUGGGAAGCUUCAGGUCAUGUGCUUUGAUAAGACUGGAACACUCACAGAGGAUGGCUUAGAUCUAUACGCAGUAAUACCGUCUAAUGAGGAAGAAGUCUUUGGCCGAUGUGUGGAUGACAUCAGCUCGCUUCCAACCAACAGUCCAUUGGUGCAGGCUUUGGCCUCUUGUCAUUCUCUGACAAGUAUUCAGGGGCAGUUGAAGGGAGAUCCACUCGAUUUGAAGAUGUUUGAGUUUACUCAGUGGGUCUUGGAGGAGCCCGGACCAGAGAAUACAAGAUACGAUAAUCUAACACCUGCUAUCGUUAAACCGCCGUCCACAAGGAAUGAAGAUUUGGAAAAUUUAGACCCUUUGACUAUGGAAAUGCCUUAUGAGAUUGGUCUGUUGCGAAGAUUCCACUUCUCAUCUUCACAACAAUCUAUGGGUGUGAUAGCCAGAAUUUUGGGACAGCCCGCUAUGGUCUAUUAUGUCAAGGGAGCUCCAGAAAAGAUUGCCGGUAUGUGCGAUCCCCUAACAUUGCCAGAAAACUUCAAUUCCACAUUAAACGAAUACACGUCAAACGGUUUCCGUGUAAUCGGGCUUGCGUAUAAGAAGCUCGACCGUAAAAUGAAAUGGAUGGACGCACAAAGGGUGAAAAGAGAAGUUCUAGAGAAUGGAAUGACUUUUCUGGGUUUUUUGGUGAUGCAAAAUAGCCUGAAGCCGGAAACAACCCAUAUUAUUAAGGAGCUUCAUGAGGCUAAUAUGAAGCAGAUUAUGGUUACUGGGGACAAUAUAAUGACAGCUAUGUCAGUGGCGCGAGGUUGUUUCAUGGUGCAACCGCAACAAAAAGUUGUGCUGGUAACAAUAGGCCUGCAACAGACCGGAGAUCAAAGGCCGCCAUUGUCUAUGGAGAUUGUAGGCGAAGGCGGGCCACCAAAGUUAGCCAUUGAAGACUAUGUGAUCGCUAUGGAGGGAAAAACUUGGGCGAUUGUUAGAACUCAUUACCCGGAAUUCAUGCCCACUGUACUUAGCAAAGGAAUGAUAUUCGGUCGAUUCGGCCCAGACCAGAAGACCCAGUUAAUAACAGCGUUACAAGGGGAAGGCUUGAUAGUUGGUAUGUGUGGGGAUGGAGCUAACGAUUGUGGGGCUUUGAAAGCCGCACACGUUGGGAUAUCUCUCUCUGAAGCUGAUGCCUCUGUUGCGGCCCCUUUCACAUCUCAAGAGCAGAACAUAACAUGCGUGAAAUUGCUGGCUUUGGAAGGGCGAUGUGCUUUGAGUACUUCCUUCGCGAUAUUCAAGUACAUGGCUCUGUACUCGCUCAUACAAUUCUUCUCUAUCCUGAUAUUGUACAAUUUCUACUCGAUUCUCGGCAAUAACCAAUUCCUGUACAUCGAUCUAGUUUUGACAACUCUGUUGGCUCUAUCCCUUGGUCGAGCUGGACCCGGCCCAAUACUUACAAAGCAAUCGCCUGCAGUAUCUCUAGUAGCAUUAUCCAGUCUAUUGCCACUCUUCAUACAAGUGACGUUAGUGCUAGUAGUACAAGUAGUGGCUACUAUGCUACUCUUCUCGCAGCCUUGGUUCGAGUCAGUGAAAGGUGGACCAGACAUAGAGCAGGUGUUGUGUUGGGAGAAUACAGUUAUAUUCAUCGUGUCUGCAUUCCAAUAUUUGAUAAUGGCGUGCGUCUACGCUAAAGGCUGGCCCUUUAGACAACCUUUUUGUGCCAAUUAUUACAUGGUGAUAACACUACUGAGUCAGGCAUUUUUCGUCACCCUUCUCCUGUUCUGCCCGUGGCAGGGCUUGGCGAACUGGAUCGAGGUGGAAGUGAUGAAGGCGUCUCACAUUGAGGAGAACUACUUCAGGAUCUAUAUCCUCAUCAUACCGGUUCUGCAUCUGCUCAUAGCUGUUGGUGUUGAGGCCACAUUCUCAGACCCAGAACUCUUCAGCAACAUAUACAGCUCCUUCCGGCGUUGCAACACAAAGGAAGAGAACUCGGCGGACGCUGAAUGCCCCCUCUGGCCCCCUCAUUCCCCUCUCACGUCUGCUGACAUAUCAGUAUGUAUUUUAAAAUAUGGAUUUAAAUGCGAAUUACACAUUACAGCUUAA